Molecule: messenger RNA, 906 nt
Organism: Adineta steineri
Lineage: Eukaryota; Metazoa; Rotifera; Eurotatoria; Adinetida; Adinetidae
Source: the annotation of a GenBank genome assembly
AUGGGCGAAGAUAUCUAUGUAGUUGAAAAAAUUCUUAAUAAAAGAAUACUUGAAAAUGGUGAAAUAGAAUAUUUUAUAAAAUGGUAUGGUUAUGAUGAAGAUGAUGCAACAUGGGAACCUGAAGAAAAUGUCUUUUGUAAAGAUUUAAUAAAAUUAUAUGAAAAAAAUCAAAAUUGUACUGAAAAUAUAGAUGAUGAAUGUAAAUUAAUUAUGUCUCAAAUUCUCGAUGAAAUUAUAAAUCUCAUUGAAACAGUUCCUUUAAUGUCUGAUUCUGUUAAUGUAAGUACAGAUGAUCUGAUCUCUGAUCAUUCCUUAUCAUAUCUUCAAUUGUCCACUACUGCAACAAUAGAUGAAAAUGAAAUCACUGAUAAAUCAUUCCACUCCGAUAUUCAUAGUGUACAAGAAAUUGUUAUUUCUCAGAAUGAUGAUAUCGAAAAAACAGAAGUCAUAAAUACGAAUAUAGAAUCAACACCUGAAACUAAUCGUCGUCGUCGAAAACGCACACAUACGACAUCAUUAACACGUAAGAAGAAAUUUCGAUCCGAUUCUAAUGAUACUAAAUCAAUAAUUGUUGAUGAAAAUGCAAAUGAUAUUCAAAAACAAGAUCAAAUGGAAGUACAAAAUAAUACAAUUGAUUAUGUUUCCCUUGGACCCGAACGUAUUGUUUCCAUAACACGAUCACGUUUACCAGCUCAACAACUUGAAUUCCUUUUAAAAUGUUCACAUUCGCCAACAAAAUUAUUUUUUAUUUCCAAUGAAAAAGCGAAAGAACUUGUACCAGAUUUAUUAAUCGAAUUUUAUGAACGACAUAUCAAUUGGUUUAUAGAUAAACCAUCAACAUCAAAAUCAAAAUCAUAUAAACGUGAAAGUAAUUCAACGAAUCGAAGCAAUAGACAUAAAUCUUAA